This is a messenger RNA of Plectropomus leopardus (leopard coralgrouper), 3035 nucleotides long. RefSeq names its product 5-hydroxytryptamine receptor 3A-like. Gene Ontology annotation, molecular function: transmembrane signaling receptor activity; extracellular ligand-gated monoatomic ion channel activity. Gene Ontology annotation, cellular component: membrane. NCBI's taxonomy places the organism in Eukaryota, Metazoa, Chordata, Actinopteri, Perciformes, Serranidae. The record is from RefSeq and is a predicted model, not a curated record. Gene Ontology annotation, biological process: monoatomic ion transmembrane transport.
AGUGUAGACGGUGGCUUCAGAGAAUGCAUGGUCUUGAAAAUUUGCCUCAAAGUCAUGGAAAGGUCAUAGAAAUUUAUUGGUAAAAAUGUGUAGGAACCCCGAGACAGGAAAAACAAUGGAUGCUGUAAACUUACUGAAAUUUUUGCAGGCUAAAAUAAUCAAAAAGUAAAUUUAUAAACACAUGUACAAAGUCCUUGUAGGUUAGUGAAACAUCAACUGUUGCAUUGAUCUAAAAGCCCCCAAAAAAGGUGGAUAUACUUGUAUUAUUGAAGGUGCAUCUGUGUCUGGUGAUGCACCUCGCUGUGGUCACAACCAGCUCCCAAAAUCUUGUGUGUAAUAUGACACGGAUAGAGACAAAUCUAAUCUGAUGUAAUCCAAUCUGAGCAAUCGAUUGUAAGAGAUCAAAGAGGAAACUUUAUUGCCUCUGGUUCAAUCCUUCACUGAUGUCAUAUUUUCGUAAUAUUUCACAAUAUCCACCCAGACAAACAGAUCUUUCUCUUAUGUCCUGUUUCACUCCACUUUCAGCUCACAGCUAAUUUCACGUCCAUCCUCACUCUGAUAGCCUUUAUGCUAUAAACACCUUAUUAGAAAGGAGGUUCUGGUGUUAUUGCACUGGCUGCUCAUCACUCAGGCUGCCUAGAAAAUGUCCCCUCAGGCCCUUUACGUGUUUUAUUCUUUCACCACAUCAAAUCACAGUGGAUUUUUGUUUGUUUUGCUUGUUUUUUUUUAGCCGUGCUAGCAGGCAGUGUCCGUCCAUCACUUUGGUCCAGACUGAAACAUCUCGUCAACUAUGGAUUGAUUGACAUUCCUCAGAGGAUGAAUAACUUCAAUGAUCCUCCAGCAGGGUCCUCCUUACCCGCCCCCCCCAACCUCUAAAAGACCACUAAGGGAUGCUGUGAUGACCACUUAGGGAGUGUUGCAGUCAUGAUGAUCGCGAGUUUCUUCUUACUGCUCUUCCUCACAGAGUAUUUGCCACACAGAGUGUGCCUUUAUGUUUCUGCUGUGGAUGGAGUCGUCCCUGAGCAGAACUGCAGUUAUCAGGAUGUUUUAAACUACCUUAACCUGACCAAAGACAACGAGCUGUUUUCCACGGCCCGGCCUGUUAAAAACUACAAAAAUCCCACACGAGUUUCCCUGGAAGUUCUGCUCUACGCCAUUCUAGAUGUGGUUGAAAAAGAGCAGAAAUUCAUUCCUUAUGUUUGGACUGUCAUGAGGUGGCACAAUGAAUACAUUUCCUGGGAUCCAAAGCAGUUUUGUGGAAUUAAUAAUGUUUCUCUUCCUACUGAUUAUUUGUGGAAGCCAGAUCUCACCAUUGAAGAGAUGACAGAGAAGGACAAAGCUCCUCCGAGUCCUUAUCUCACCAUCAAUAAUAAAGGUGAUGUUGAGGUCCAGAAUGACCAGGUGCUGGUCAGCACCUGCAGGAUGCACACUUACACGUUCCCCUUCGACAUACAGAGAUGCAACCUCACCUUCAAGUCUGUCAUACACACCGCAAGAGACAUUCAGCUCCUGUCGAGUGACAACUCUUCAGAGGCCACAGAGUGUUCUCGUGAGGUGAUGCGGACCCAGUACGAAUGGCUGUUUCUCAACAUGACAGUCACGACCAACAAUGCCACGGAUAUGUUCGGCCAGGACAUUGUCAUUUACUCUAUCACCAUGAAGAGGCGAUCUCUCCUCUACAUUGUCAACUUCUUGGUGCCCGUCAUUUUCUUCUUGUGUCUGGACUUGGCAUCCUUCAUGAUCUCCGAUAACGGAGGCGAGAAGCUCAGCUUUAAGGUCACUGUGCUGCUUGCCGUCACUGUGUUGCAACUUAUUCUGAAUGAAAUUCUGCCUGCCUCGUCCAACAGGAUUCCUCUUAUAGCGGUCUACUGCAUUGGUAUUUUUGCUCUGAUGCUGCUGAGCCUCCUGGAGACAAUUUUUGUGAUGCAUCUGAUGGAGAAAGACUCUGCAUCUCAAGAAAAUGAGGCAAAUAUUGACCAAAGUGGGAGCAAGGACUGUAACAAACAGAGCAAAGACAACAUCCACAACAGUCAUAGAGAGGUGCACAAAUGGACUGAAUGCGCGUGUAUCUAUGAUGUGUCUACUGGUGAAACUCCCUCUGAACUACUGCCGGUGGCCAAGGAGGGCAACAGCAGCAAACUGACAGAGGAGUACCACGCCUUGGAGAAGCUCUCAGAUGAGCUGAGGGCGAUGGAGAAAACAUUGUCACUGCUCCUCAGCAACAGAAAGGAGAAGGAGAAGCCUGGCUACUGGACCGGAGUGGCUAAAAUAGUCAACAGGGUUUUCUUAAUUUUCUAUUUAACAGUGGUCUGUGUGUUUUUAAUUGUUAUCUUUAUAAAAUGGAAUAAUGCAUAGAUGUAAUCAUCGCUACAUGAUAAAAACAUGGCUGUUUUUAGAGAGGAAACUUUUUUGAUUUCUUUGCAUCUCCCUGUAUCAUCAGCACUACAUGGACCCACAGGGAAAAAUCAAAACAUAAUUUAGCAGUGCUCCAAUUAAGUCAUUGAUAACUUACAAAAAUAUUGCAUGAGUCCGCCCUCAUUGUCCCUCUCCCUCUCUUUGUCUCACAAACAGUUUGGAUAGAGCUGGUGUGUCUGUCCUCAGUCUGGACAUUACGCUACUAUAAUGCAUAAAGUUUGCGGGUAAGCUGGUCAAUAACACCUAUUUUAUCUAUUCAUUUUUUUCUCUCCUGAUGCUACUAAAUGACAGCUCGUUCACUUUCUGAAAGAGGUCAGUACUCCUCUUUCUUCAGACUUUUGGUUGGUCAUUCUUGACUUAAUUCUCUCAAAGACUUCUUUAUUUCUCUGUUUGCACAUUGCCCUGCAGUAUCAUACCUUUUUAUGGGGAUUUGCGGCGACAUAAUUUCAACUUCAGAGGACAAUGGGAUCAUUAUAAGAACACGGGUGUGAACACUUUCACUGUUAAAAAAAAAACAGAGUGAAUCUGACGCAGACAUUUCUUAUGAAAUUUCUAAAGAACAAUUUUAAGAAAAAUCUUAAAUAUAGAUGAAUGCGGUGCAGUGUCAAUCAGAAUCACAC